CGAUUCGUUAAAUUCUGGCACGUGUUUGUCUACACCUAGAUUUCCCUUUUGAUUAUUUCUGAUAGCAUAAUUCCCUUGUACUGACAUGUCUCUGAAAUUUCUUUACAAUCUGCAUCUGUUUAAUAUAUUUUUUAAUGAAUAACUAGUUACAUACUGAUAAAGAUUUUAUUGACAGAUCAACAUGGGUUUUGUAUCUCGAGGUUUGAUUUUUCUGUUGGCAAUAUUUGUGCUGAUAUUAGGCACACCAUGGUCGUGUGCCUUCGGAAAGACCAGAAGUAAUGUGAAAUCAGCUGUUUUUCUGUCUCCCAAAUUUGAACUUGGACCAGGAUCGGUUUUGAAUAGAUUUUAUUUUGGUAUUGAUUUUCCUAGAGGCCAUAUUGCAGUUAAGAGUUUUGAUGCUGAAGUAGUUGAUGAAGCAGGGAACUCUGUGCCUCUCCAUGAAACUUAUAUGCACCACUGGGUUGUUGCAAAAUUCUAUCAACCUAAAAAUGAUGGCCAUAACCAAUCUGGCAUUAUAAUGGCGAGGAACGGUGGCAUAUGCCAGACAAAUAUUAAUGGACAAUACUUUGGCCUUGGUUCUGAGACACGAAGAACAUCUACAAAUAUUCCAGAUCCUUUUGCGAUAGUUAUAGGUAAUCCUGCAGAUAUUCCAGAGGGGUAUGAGGAGAAGUGGAUGUUCAAUAUCCAUGCCAUUGAUACCCGUGGUGUAGUGGAUAAGAGGGGUUGCACCGAGUGCAGGUGUGACCUUUAUAAUGUUACAAAGGAUGAACAUGGGAAGCCUCUAAGUUCAGACUAUAAAGGAGGUUUGUUAUGUUGCUAUGAUGAUACUCACUGCAGGUUGAGGGAAGGCUUUGAGGGCCCAAAGAGGAGCCUCUACCUAAAAUACAUAGUAAAGUGGGUUGACUGGAACAAGUUCAUUGUGCCUGUUAAGCCUUACAUAAUUGAUGUAACUGAUACUUUUAAAGUAUCAGAUGAUUCUAGUGGAAUGAUCCCUAUACAUGAUUGCCAAAUUGAGUAUCAGGUGGAACCUUGCAGCACUGGCGACAUGAAUGGAAAUGGCUGUGUUGAUGUGAAGAGGACAAGCGUUCCAAUGCAAAAGGGUGGUUAUGUCAUCUAUGGUGUUGCUCAUAUGCAUGCAGGUGCUGCUGGAUCCACUCUAUAUGGACAGGAUGGAAGGGUUAUAUGUUCUUCAACACCAAGUUACGGAAAGGGAAAGGAAGCAGGAAAUGAGAAAGGCUACAUUGUAGGAAUGUCUACAUGUUAUCCUCGACCAGGUUCUGUCAAAAUAAUUGAUAGUGAAACUUUAACUCUAGAGGUUAACUACAGCAACAGCCCUGGGCACACAGGAGUAAUGGGGCUUUUCUACCUAUUGGUGGCAGAACAGCUUCCACACCAACACUUCAGACAUUCCUCUCGUUCUUCAUUCUUUAUGAAUGUAAAUAGUAAAUCUGAUUGAUAUGUAACUAGUGAUAAACUAAUAUAAGUGUAGUAUCUCUAAGUAUGUAUGACAGUCAAUAGAAAUA
This is a messenger RNA of Cajanus cajan (pigeon pea), 1523 nucleotides long. The record is from RefSeq and is a predicted model, not a curated record. Lineage: Eukaryota; Viridiplantae; Streptophyta; Magnoliopsida; Fabales; Fabaceae.